AUGGACAAUCCUGUUGAUAUUGAAACCGUAAUUAACGGAGAUAUACAUGAGCAUAAUACAGUGCCUGUGGCACAUCCAAUAAAUAACGAAGAGAAUAAAGAUGAAAUCAUCCCUGAUACUGCAACCUGUCGUAUAUGUAGAGGUGAAUCUACGCCUGAUAAUCCAUUAUUCCAUCCAUGUAGAUGUAAAGGUUCCAUCAAAUAUCUACAUGAACCGUGUUUAUUGGAAUGGAUUAACGCAAGACAUAUUGAUAUCAACAAACCAGGCACUUCUGUAGAGUGUGAUAUUUGCCAUUAUCCAUUCCAGUUUAAGACAACAUAUGACGAUGAUAUGCCAGAAAAGAUACCGUUAUCUCUAGUAAUUGUUAAUUUUUUUUAUGAUAUGCUUUCUGGACUCCAUUUUCUUGCUACAUCCUUAGCUUUCGUAAUAUUAAUUGGAUUUGGAUUUCCAUUAAUGUGGAACUUUUUUGGUAAAUUCUAUACAUUCAUAAUGGAUGGUAAAAUGCCAUACGAAAGAAAUUUAACGAAAAGUAUGAUUUUUGGUUACGAGGAAAAUGUACCAGAUGAUUAUACAUAUACUGCUGCGUUCACAGCGCUAUUAUACAAUCAUAUUUUCUCAACGUGGCAAAUUGUGUUUACUGUUAUUUUACACUUAGCAAUCUACUUUCAGUACGAUAUGAUAGUUAGAGAAGAUAUUUUUAACAAGAUGAUAUUUCAUAAGAUUGGUCCAAAUCUGUCAAUCGAUGCUCUAAAGGCUCGCUUAAGAGAAAGAUUCCCUAUGAUUGAUAAUGAAACAUUGGAGCAUGUUGCAAGGAUUGUAUCGCAGAGAGAAAUCAGGGAAAAUGAAAUGAGAAAUCUCCAAAAUGUAGAAGAUGAAGAUGCAAACAUUAUACCAGAUGAACAAAUCGAACAUCUAGAAGAAAAUAUUGAUGACGAAAGCGACGCUGAUUUUGUUCCAAGUGAAAACGAAACUCAAAGUGAUUCAGAUUUAUCAAUUGAUGACACUGUUAUCAAUGAAGAUGAGCAAAUGAGACAAGAGGUUGAGAGGGGGGUUGAAGCAGAUAAUUUUCAGUUAGAGCACCCAAUUGAUGACAUGGUUAACCUGCAAGCACAAAGACAAUUUGACGACAUUUUAGACCGUCAUAGAAACUUAAGAGCUCAGAAUAUUCCAGCAGCUCAACCUGAGAAUCUGGAGGCAGCAGAGGGUAUUCCUGAUAGACCAGUAUUACCACAAGAUGAUCCAGUUAUCAAUCCAUUUGCUAAUGCAGAUUUUGGUGUACCUGAUAAUGAAAACGAGGAAGGUCGUCAACUAGGCCCACUUUGGAUCAACUUACAAAUUAAGUUGAGUAAUAUAUUUAUUUACUACGGGCUUUGUGUUGUUUUUGUUUUUCUUUACCUUCUGAUAGCCUAUGCUCUCCCAACUAGUGUGGGUUCUAUAUUGAUGAGGCUUUACUAUGUUAUUUUUCUAUUGGCAUACAGUUCUGUUUGGUAUUCGAUCCAUUAUUGCAAACUUAAUCAAGGGUACGAAGCACUUUUAAAGAAUAUUCCUGGUUUAGCAUACGGUAUUGAUUUUAUUUCAGAAACCCUAGUACAGCCUUUAUUGAAUUUUGUUUCUGCAUAUUACUCGGCAACAUCUAAAAAUUCGACUUAUGUCAGGGCAAUACCAUCAGCUGUAACAUUUUUGACAGCCAUUACAAUUAUUUGUGUGUCUUCUGAUGUGUUAGGAAAGGGGUACUCUCGAUAUCAUAGCAUGAACGAUAAAAACAGAAGAUUUGCAUUCCAAUUAUUAUUUGCAUUGAAAUGUACAUUUAAAGUGUUUAUUAUUUUCUUCAUUGAGCUAGCUGGAUUCCCUAUUCUUGCUGGUGCCAUGUUAGAUUUUUCAUUAAUUGCACCAAUUUUAGGUAAUACUGGUGAUUUAUUAUUUUUCCCAAGCAUAAGUUAUUUCAAUUUUCAAACAUUCUGUGUGUAUUGGCUAGUAGGUACCUUAUAUAUGUACUGGUUUGCUCAAUAUAUUGGUAUGAUAAGAAAGGAUAUCAUUAGACCGGGCGUCCUAUUUUUUAUUCGUUCCCCUGAUGAUCCAAAUACUAAGAUAUUACAUGACAGUCUAAUCCAUCCAAUGGGUGCACAAUUAUCUAGAUUAUUUCUAUCGAUGUUCAUUUACGCUGUGUUCAUCAUUUUAGGGUUCGGUUUCCACACCAGAGUAUUGUUUCCGAUAAUCUUAAAAUCUCAAAUUUUGGAGACUCCCGAAGGUUUCCUAAAUGGUUAUGUUUUUAAUCUAGCCACACUGUUGAUCAUUUUUUAUUUUAGCAAAAGAAUAAUUGAAGCCAAUCCCAACGUAAAUGUCCUGGUAAAGAACUAUUGGGCUAAAAUUUUCGAAGUUUCUUCCAGAAAGUUACGUCUUUCAUCUUUUAUCUUAGGUACAGACUAUGCCUCUGAAAGGGGCCAUAUCAUUUACAGGAAUAUUUUUUACAAGUUGUUUUCUUCAAGAAAGGCACAAUGGUCCAACCCAGAUUUGUAUAGCAGCCCAAAGACUCAUUCGGAGGCUAUGAAACUUUUCAAGGAAGAUCAAUCUAUUCAUGCAUAUUUUGUUCCCGAUGGAUUAUUGAUGCGUGUUCCAUCUUCCGACAUUGUUUCUCGAAAUUAUGUUCAAACUAUGUUUGUUCCAGUUACAAAAAGUGACAAACUAUUGAAGCCACUUGAUUUGAAGAGAUUGAAGGAGCGUAACUUGAAAAAUGCAGGUGAGUUUGGUUAUCUAGAUCAACAAAAUACUGAUUUUGAUGAAUAUUUUAUUUGCUAUGUUCCUCCUAAUUUCACUGCAAGAUACACAUGCUUGAUGAUCCUAAUGUGGUUUUUUGCUUCUGUUCUAAUUAUUAGUACUGCUAUUUCAGCCCAAUACAUUUUUAACACCUUAACUGUAGUUUUUGUCUUACUUCCAUUAAAACUAUUCGGAUUUUAUUCAUCUUAUUUAUCUUUGAUGAAAAUUGUGCUCGUCUGUUAUAGACAAAUUAAUGUUCAGUAUGUGUGUCUAGGUGCUGUUAUUAUGUCAUUUAUGUUAGACUACUAUAAAAAACAUCAUUUAUCGAAAUUAUUCUUCGAACGCAUGAAUGCAGAAGAGAUUCCUAAUGAAAUGCAAGAAAAUCAAGAAAAUGAACAAGAAAAUGUUGUCGGACAAGAUAUCGGUGUACGUCCAGAACUGGAAGAGUUGGUUCUUAAUAAUUUUAUAUCAAAAUUUGUUAUUGGGCCUGUACUGGUGUGCGUGUAUGGUGUGAUUGACUACAUGGUUUUCGGUUUUGUUGGUAACCUUGUUCUUCGUAUAUGUAUUGCAUAUGUCAUAUUCCUUGUAACAGGGAAACCAAUGGACGUAGCUCGCACUCAUCAUGAUAUUGAUUCAAAGCUGUAUUUUUGCGUUAAUUCAUUGUUUUUGCGUUCAAUUAUUGUUAGAUGCAUUAAGAUUGUGAGUGGUAUACGGAGAAAUAGAAAUAGAAGGUUUAUUACAGCAUGUAAAGAACAAUGGCUCAAUAUUAUUAAACCUUACUUUACAUUUGUUUUACGUUGCUAUGUUAUAUUUUUCUCAAUUGUACUUUUGACAACAGUUUUAGAUUAUACUAUGGACACUGUAAAAUAUAGUUCAUUUAUGGAUGCUUUGAAAUUUAUUAGUAUUGGUAGAUUAAGAUAUGAAAAUGCUAACGUGCCGUGGACAUUUGCGGAACAUUUGACAUUUAUUUUAGUAAUUGCAUUUGUAUCCUCUUAUAUGCUAUCCGAGUUGUAUGCAUCGGUAAACAAACGGUUCUUAGUGUUCACUCAGAAUGUAAAGGACGAAGUUUACGCUAAGGGGAGAUCAUUAGAAAAUUAUGGAGCAGAUACAGCUCAAGAAAAUGCAUAA
This is a messenger RNA of Maudiozyma saulgeensis, 3882 nucleotides long. NCBI's taxonomy places the organism in Eukaryota, Fungi, Ascomycota, Saccharomycetes, Saccharomycetales, Saccharomycetaceae. The record is from the annotation of a GenBank genome assembly.